GCCCCCCCUGCGAGGCGCGGCGCGGUGAGGCGGCCCCGGGUCAGGGCUGAGGCGGCGGCACCGUGAGGCGCUGUCAGAGCCGCGCUGAGAGGGUCCGCCCAGCUCCGCACCGGGAUCCGCCGCCGCCGCCGCCGCCGCCAUGGAGCCCCAUCGCUGGCUGCCCCUGGAGGCCAACCCCGACGUCACGAAUCAGUUCCUGAAACAGUUGGGUAUACAUCCUGACUGGCAAUUUGUAGAUGUUUAUGGUAUGGAACCAGAACUGCUUAGCAUGGUGCCAAGACCUGUAUGUGCAGUACUACUUCUCUUUCCAAUAACAGAAAAGUAUGAAACCUUCAGAACAGAAGAAGAAGAGAGGAUAAAAGCUAAGGGACAAGAUGUCAAAUCAUCAGUGUAUUUCAUGAAGCAGACCAUUAACAAUGCUUGUGGGACAAUUGGGCUAAUUCAUGCCAUUGCAAACAACAGAGAUAAAAUGAACUUUGAAACUAAUUCCUCACUGAAGAAGUUCUUAGAAGAUUCAUUAUCUAUGACUCCUGAAGAGAGGGCCAAAUACCUAGAAACUUACGAAGCUAUUCGUGUCACUCAUGAAUCCAGUGCCCAUGAAGGUCAGACUGAGGCACCAAGUAUAGAUGAAAAAGUAGAUCUUCACUUUAUUGCAUUAGUUAAUGUAGGUGGUCAUCUCUAUGAAUUGGAUGGGCGCAAGCCAUUUCCAAUAAACCACGGGGAAACCAGCGAUGAUUCUUUUUUAGAGCUUCUUUUGGGUGCUUCUUUGUGUCAUGAGCUGAGAAAUUAAUUGGAAAAGGGAUACACUGAGCUGGGAGGAUAAACUGUCAUCCCCACAGAAUGAUGCAAAGUUGAAGUUGAGAGAAGGCAAUGCAUAGAUCUGAGUUUUAUGAUAUCCAGAUUGGAUUAGCAUUACAAAAGGAAGAAACCAGAGAAACUAAAACAAACAAAAUACAAAAUUAUUUUAUAGUUUAGUAGCAUAGACUAAUGUCUGUAAAGUUUGCAAAUAAUUUGUGCUUGCUUGGACAGGGGAAGAAAUUGGAUAAAGCUUUCCUUAUUCCGUAUGAGUCUUUUUCCUGUUUUGCUGAUAACAUGUGUUCUCCAGAUUGCACCCUAAAGCUAGAUGAAGGAAUUACUUAAAAUCUUUCAAUUACCCCACCCAGCUUAGAUUCAUCUUGAAACAAAGGAAAAAUUUAUGAAGGCAGCAGUACUAGUUAAGGCAAACUUCAGAGAUGCAUUUAGAAAGUUAGGAAAGCAACACAUUUGCUUGCACAAAGUAAUAUUCAGUAACAAAAAUCAUCAUUGUUAAGGUCCUUCAUAAAAAAUUUUCUCAUUUAGGCUGCCCCUAUGAGCACCGCAAGUAUUCUUGAGUAGUGGUAACUCACAUGAGAAAUACCAUUUAUGUAGGUUUGUCACACUAUUUAGUAAAUUUUUAUGGAAAAAUCCAUUUUGAGCAUAAUUUGGAUAGAGCAUAUCUUCAUAUUUCGGUUGUGUUUUGUUUGGUUUUUUAUAUAACAAAUAUGAUUUAUACUGUUUUUAAUUUUGAUUUUCUUUGUACUUUUCUUUCCCCUAGGAUGCAAUAGAAGUUUGCAAGAAAUUCAUGGAACGUGACCCAGAAGAAUUAAGAUUUAAUGCAAUUGCAUUGUCGGCAGCUUAAAAGCCUUUUCCAGUGAGGCAACUGUAUUGCAGUGUAUUGUAAAAAUAAAACUGUUGCCAUAUGUUAAUAGUACAAAUUUUGAUACUUCCUAACAUCUUGACUAAUUGUAGCAUACGUGGAAUAAACUUUGCAUUUGUCCUUGCUAUAUUUUGCUGCUUGUUCCUACAGCAACUUUGGGUAUUUCUAUACAGGCAUGCAUUUUGUGCAAGAUUUUUAUCUUGGUGGGUUUUUUUCCCUUCCUCCCCCUUAAAAGUUUUGGGACUUACUGUCUGUGAUAUUUCCUUGUAAUAAUGAUGAGCUGCUUCAGAGCAGGAUUUGUAUCAUGCACAAAUAACAUUCUGAGUGGAGUAUGUGGUAUGGUGAUAGCUGAAAACUUGGAGUAUGAGGCUAUCUCCAUCUUUUAUUGAUAAUGGUGCAAGAAUACUAUAAGAACUUCUUCAAGUGACUCAAGUGACAAAAACAUUUUUUCAGUGCAUUAUUUAUAAAUAAAUAUGUGGAAAAAAUAGGCAGAAAAAGGACUAUUCUUAUUGUUGGUGAGCACUAACAUUUUAAAAUUAUCUUAAUGUUUACAUUUUGAAUAAAACUUCACUUUGUUUCUCAAGUCUAAUAAUGUUAAUAAAUUGUCAAAAAACUUUAGUUAAA
Messenger RNA from Passer domesticus (house sparrow), 2299 nucleotides. RefSeq names its product ubiquitin C-terminal hydrolase L3 (gene UCHL3). The coding region runs from base 140 to 790 and encodes 216 amino acids. The record is from RefSeq and is a predicted model, not a curated record. The transcript is spliced from 9 exons. Gene Ontology annotation, molecular function: cysteine-type deubiquitinase activity. Lineage: Eukaryota; Metazoa; Chordata; Aves; Passeriformes; Passeridae. Gene Ontology annotation, biological process: protein deubiquitination; ubiquitin-dependent protein catabolic process. Gene Ontology annotation, cellular component: cytoplasm.